Acanthamoeba castellanii str. Neff is the source of this 525-nucleotide messenger RNA. RefSeq names its product tetratricopeptide repeat domain containing protein. Gene Ontology annotation, biological process: peroxisome fission; autophagy of mitochondrion; mitochondrial fission. The record is from RefSeq and is a predicted model, not a curated record. Lineage: Eukaryota; Discosea; Longamoebia; Acanthamoebidae. Gene Ontology annotation, cellular component: peroxisomal membrane; mitochondrial outer membrane. Bases 1 to 525 code for a protein of 174 amino acids. The transcript has 3 exons. Gene Ontology annotation, molecular function: protein binding.
AUGGAGGAUGAUCGAGAGUAUGACAAGCAGACAACAGAGGAAAUUAAGGAAGACAUCCGGCAGCAGAUGAAGAGCGAGGAGUCCAUCGACUUCCGGCUCGAUCUCGAGCGGCUGGAGCGCGAGUACAAGGAGGAGUGUCGGCAGCACGGGUCGGCCGGUGCCAAGAAGUUCCCCUACGCGGUGCUCCUCAUCCGAAGCAACAACAGGCAGCAGGUGGAGUUCGGCGUGCGGCUGCUCCACGAGGAGCUGCGCGAGGAGAUCGAGGACGGCGGCCGGGCCAACCUGUACUACCUCGCCCUGGGCUACUUCAGGCUGGGCGACUACGUGGCCGCCCGCAAGUCCGCCGAGGCCCUGCUCCAGCUCGAACCGCACAACCGCCAGGCCCGCGCCAUGAAGGCCCUCCUCGACGAGCAGAUCACCAAAGAUGGGCUGGUGGGCAUGGGCUUGGUGGGCGGUGCGACGCUGCUGGCUGCAGGCGCGCUGACGGCGGGCGUCUUUUUGAUCAGAGCCUUGGCCAAGAAGUGA